CGAGGGUACUCCUCAUGAAUUAGAACGUUGCUCAUCAGUCAGCUCGCCCACAUGACAGUAUCAAAACGUCAAGUGGCAGGAAAUAGUGAGCUCAUGCUCGAUAAUCAAUCUCACGGUCUUUGAGUCCAUUGGAGUAUAUCUGUCGGUCCCUGAGAUAAGGUCAAUCAUCCGAAAUGUCCAAAUCUCUCAUACUGUACGACAUCCCCUCGACUCUUCCUAGCAACACUUGGUCGCCUAACAUCUGGAAAGCCAGAUACGUUCUCAACUAUAAAGGCCUCCCAUACCAUACCGAAUGGGUUGAGUAUCCCCAUAUCGAAGGCCUGUACAAAAAGCUCGGCGCCCAGGCCGGCGGCACCAAAGCUGACGGUCUAACACCCUACUACACUCUCCCUCUUCUGUACGAUCCCUCCACCGGCGCCUUCGUAUCCGACUCCGCAGCCAUUGCUCGGUACCUCGACAAAACCUAUCCCGAAACACCUACUGUCAUACCCGUGGGUACUGGUGCGUUGCACUACGCCUUUAAUGAGGCGUUAGAGUCCCACUUCGAUGCUCUUUGGCAGUUCGCUCUCAUUCAGACGAACUUCAUCUUGAAUCCCGUGAGCGAGGAGUAUUUUAGGAGGACGAGGGAGGCCAGCACGUUUGGGGGGAGGAAAUUGGAGGAUGCGAGUCCGAAGGGUGAGGAUAGGAAGAGGGAGUGGGCGAGGUUGAAGGGGGAUUUUGGCAAGAUCGAUGCAUGGUAUGGGAAGGGGGAUAGGUAUGUCAUGGGGGAUGCUGUGUCGUAUGCGGAUUUCACGGUUGGUGCGUGGCUCUUGUGGGUUCGCAUCAUAUAUGGUGUGGAUAGCGAAGAGUGGAAAGAUAUCUUGAUGUGGCACGAAGGUAGGUGGGGCGCGUUGGUGAAGGGCUUUGAGAAGUAUGAGGCUGUUUUAUAAUGAGAAAAAGAAAGACAUAAGCACUUGCUGCUAUGUGUUUGUAGGUGGGCAUGUGCGAGUAACUUAUGAAUGGGU
Messenger RNA from Guyanagaster necrorhizus, 1004 nucleotides. RefSeq lists its product as uncharacterized. The coding region runs from base 174 to 929 and encodes 251 amino acids. NCBI's taxonomy places the organism in Eukaryota, Fungi, Basidiomycota, Agaricomycetes, Agaricales, Physalacriaceae. The record is from RefSeq and is a predicted model, not a curated record. The transcript is spliced from 2 exons.